GCCCUUUCACUCGCAAGGCCCGCUCGGGCUGCUGAGUGUGCAAGGAUGCCCGGCUCACAGUCCGGGGGGUGGGGGGGCCCAACCCCAUAAAAGCUCAAGCGAGGGUCCCUACGUCGUCACUGAUUGUACUGGAUCUGUCCCACGUCAGUUCUGUCUAGAGUCAACGCGAAGGCAGCAGCAGCAGCAGCAGCCAUGAACACUCAACAGUUGGAGCAGAUGGGCCAGUUCAAGAUCACCAUGUGGGAGGAGGAGAACUUCCAGGGAAAGCGCUGCGAGUUCCUGCUCGAGUGCCAGAACAUCAUGGAGAGAGGCUUCAACAAAAUCCGCUCCAUCAAGGUCGAGAACGGACCCUGGGUGGGUUACGAGUACCCCGAGUUCCAGGGGCAGCAGUUUAUCCUGGAGAAGGGCGACUACCCUCGCUACGAGGCCUGGAGCGGAAACAGCAGCUACAGAACCGAGCACAUUCUUUCCUUCAGACCCAUCAAGUGUGCUAACCACAGUGACAGCAAGGUGACUCUGUACGAGAGCGAGGACUUCCAGGGCCGUAAGUUUGAGAUGUGCGACGACUACCCGUCUCUACAGGCCAUGGGCUGGUUAACCAAAGAGGUGCCUUCUAUCAAAGUGAACUCCGGAGCCUGGGUGGCGUACCAGUUCCCCGGUUACCGAGGCUACCAGUACAUCCUGGAGCGAGACAGACACCAAGGUGAAUACAGAAACUACAACGAGUACAGCACCCAGGCUCACACCAACCAGGUGCAGUCCAUCCGGAGGAUCCAGCACUAGGCUUGACCCAGCCCCGAAAAACUGACUACUUUCUUCAUCUCCGACCUGGACUGACCACCGACACGGAACAGUAGACGGACUCAGUCUUUCUAUCUCACUGUGGCUCGACACGUAUGGAUAUCUGAGUGCCUAACUCCUUUUGCUAUGCUCCAGCAUGUUUAUGGAAAUAGGAAAUAAAGGCUUUUCUUCACAA
Molecule: messenger RNA, 976 nt
Organism: Phyllopteryx taeniolatus (common seadragon)
Lineage: Eukaryota; Metazoa; Chordata; Actinopteri; Syngnathiformes; Syngnathidae
Gene: cryba2b
Product: crystallin, beta A2b
Exons: 5
Coding region: 193-783 (196 amino acids)
Biological process (GO): visual perception; lens development in camera-type eye
Molecular function (GO): structural constituent of eye lens
Source: RefSeq, a predicted model, not a curated record